CAAAUGUCACAGAGGACAUCUGUACUGAUCAUCAUGGCAAUGAUGAUCAUCAGUGCUGUGUCAGCACUGCCCAUCAGUGCCGCUUUUCAGUGCCCAUCAUUGCUGCAUAUCAGUGGAGCAUCAUCAGUGCCUCCUCAUCAAUGCCCACCAGUGGCGCCUCAUCAGUGCAGCCUAUCAGUGUCCAUUAGUGCUGCCUAUCCGUAAAACCUCAUCAAUGCACAUCAGUGAAGGAGAAAAAUUACCUGUUUGCAAAAUUUUAUAAUAGAAACAAAGAAAAACCUUUUUUUUUCAAAUUUUUUUUUUUUUUUUUUGUUUAUAGUGCAAAAAAUAAAAAACUCAGUGGCCAUUAAAUACCACCAAAAGAAAGCUCUAUUUGUGUGA
Messenger RNA from Staurois parvus, 381 nucleotides. The record is from the annotation of a GenBank genome assembly. NCBI's taxonomy places the organism in Eukaryota, Metazoa, Chordata, Amphibia, Anura, Ranidae.